CCACCAGUUAGUCAUUGCUUGUCCUACUUUUCUGAAGUCAAGGAGUACUCACAUAAAGAGCAACUUGUUCAGUGACGGAAAAGGUCAUUUCUGCUGGCCAAGCGCUUGGAAAGGAGACAGGAAGCAUAUUAUUUUUAAAAGCUGAAUCGGCAAGCGUUGCGGCGAGAUGGGUUCUACCUCCUCCAGCUCCCAGUUCACCUCCAGCCGAGCGCUAGCUCUGGCUGCCCUGGCGCUCGUCCUACUGCUGUGCCUGGGGCCAAAUGGCACGAGAGGAAACAGACUCAAACUCCUGCUUCAAAAACGAGAAGCAUCUGAUCCAACCAAGACAGAAGUUUCAGUAGGUGAAAGCAAAGCAAAGGAAUUUUUAAGCAACAUGAAACGCCAGAAACGCCAGCUGUGGGACCGAAGUCAGCCAGAUGUACAGCAGUGGUACCAGCAAUUUCUCUAUAUGGGUUUUGAUGAAACUAAAUUUGAAGAUGAUGUUACUUAUUGGAUAAACAGAGGUCGGGAUGGCCAUGACUACUAUGGAGGUUACUACCAACGUCAUUAUGAUGAAGAUGCAGCCAUUGGACCUCGGCAUCCCCACGGUUUCAGGCACGGAGCCAGCGUCAACUAUGAUGAUUACUGAGUGCCUUUUCUGAUGCUCUGGAUAAGGCACUUUGUUUUGUUUUUAAAUUUAUCUCAUAGGGUUGUUGUGAGGAUCAGAGGCAAUAAUGUGUAUGUAAAGCACUUUGCAAACCAUAAGCACCAUAUAAAUGUGAGCUGUUAUUAUUCCUGUUUUACUAGUGUGUUUUGAAAAGAUUUUUGUUAUAAUCACUGCCAAACCAAAAAAAAAAAAAGAUCUCGUCCAUGUCUUCCUAUAAGUUCAAUAUGAGUGGGUCCACUCCACAUACUGGAGAACUUCCUCAUUUUUUCCUGUCAUUGGGAGGAAGAAAUGAGAUUAUGCAAGGUCUAAACAGUUUAAUUAAAAAAAACAACACAGCAACCAUCAAGGAUGGUACAGAGGAUGCUAAAAGUCUUCGGGCAGUAUCUUAAGACUGCCCGAAGACUUUUGAGACACCCUGUGUAUUAAUUUUUAAGAAAUAACACUAGUAUUUUAUUUGUUUCUGUGUCCCUAUUUCUUGUGUAUAUCUUUUAAUCAUAUUUUGUUGCUUCUUUUUAAAAAAAUAUAAUCAUAGUCAGCAAGUAUAUUGUUGUUCUGAUAUUGUAUUCUUCAUUCUACAUCUCUUUCUAUAGAUCUUUCCAUGUUUGCAGUCUUAUAUUUGUCACUUCUGAAUGACACAAUAAUCCAUUCUGAUGUAUUUUCUAUCUCAUGCUAUAUUUCUGUUUUAUUUUAAUCCGUGUAUGUCUUUCUCUUUAUGACUCUAAUGCAAUUGCUAAAGAACAAUCAAAAUGUCAUCCGAAGUUUGAUGUAGGUAUGUAUUGAUAUAUUACAUCUUAUACUCAAAAUAAACUUUUGUUUAAAAAUGC
Phascolarctos cinereus (koala) is the source of this 1470-nucleotide messenger RNA. It is a transcript of the gene ECRG4, whose product is annotated as ECRG4 augurin precursor. NCBI's taxonomy places the organism in Eukaryota, Metazoa, Chordata, Mammalia, Diprotodontia, Phascolarctidae. Gene Ontology annotation, biological process: regulation of cell population proliferation; anaphase-promoting complex-dependent catabolic process; central nervous system development. The record is from RefSeq and is a predicted model, not a curated record.